GGCAAAUCGGCGGAUCGUCCAUCCAUUAUUCAAUCUGGCGAUCGCGGCCGUUGUCGCGCUGAAGGGGAGCCUAAUCGCGACGGGAGAGUCAAGCCGGACGCGACGAAGAGACGACGACGUCAACGGCCAAUCUGCGGGCCCGAAUCACGCCGGGUGUCGGCCAAAUCAAAUGGGGAACAAAGUGCGUCUCUCGGGCAUCGUCUGUUGCAAGGACCUUGGCGCCAUUGUGCUCCCCUUUAGACACUCCGUGUCACCGUGCAUAACUUGUCUGUAUUGCGUCGCCACAGCACGGAUGACACGUGCCGGCGAUUUGCAUGCCGGCUCCUGGUACCGACCCCGGACCAAGCCCAAUGUGCACUUGGACCACGAUACCACGUCGCCUUAAUUGGACUUGAUGGACUAUUUUGUUCGCGAAUUCUUCUCUCGCGCGCUUCUCGCGCAAUAACUGGGUCAGUUCCAAGCUGCGGUGUGACGGCUACGAAUUCAAUUUUUUCUUCGAUAUCUUUUAUAUUUAUGGAAAAAUUAAAUGAGGAAUUUGGGAAACGUUUUGCAUUGCUAAUACUAAUGCAAAAAGUGACGGGGAUGACUUAAUUUAAAUUUUGUUAAAUAUUCGACACAGCACUUUUAUAUCUUGAAGAGAUAGGUGGAAACAUUUCUAAAGAACGUGCUACGUUAGGAUGCUCAAAAUAAUAAAAAGUGUAUAAAUUAAAAUAAAAAAUUUAGCAAUUAUAUUUUAAUUUGUUGUUCUAGUUGCAACUAAGUGUUCUCUUUAUAACAAAGAUGCCUGCCAAAAAUAAUAAAAUUUUCUUGAACAUGACUUUACUCGAGCUUUCUUUUAUUCAACCUUCUGUUUAACCGUUUUCUUUUAGCUAUCGCGUCACGAUUUCGCGAGGAUCAAAGAAAAAGACCAUGUCGCGCUAUUCUUCAGAUACUGUGGUUAUCACAGGACUUCGGUUCACGUGUCGCGACAAAAGAGAAAGGCAAGAGGAAUGCGCGCGGAAAAGUUUCGAUAGCAACUCUAAUCGUGAAUUAGAGAAGCACAUAAGGAUAAGGAGUGAAACGAACGAUUGAAAACGACACGGAGAGCUGACGAACGGAGAGCAUAAGUGGGGGGCACCUGCGAGUGUUUCUCGGCCAACAUCCACACACGGCAUCGCAAGGUAGAACGGCUAAUUGCAGUUGUACCUGCGUCACCUGUGCGCCGCCGUACUCGCGAUUUUGUUUCCGCAUCGGAUACGCAUUCGUUCUCCAAAGCCGCCUUCUCGCACUUUUGCACACUUUCGUUGCUGUACCUUUUAAGAAUACUUUUCGUAUUAUUUUUUUCAAAUUGGAAUCAUGCGACGAGGAUCUGUUAGUAGUUGGCAGUCCUAUGGACAGCGAAAUUACUGCAUGAUGCAGACAUAUGAGGGUAACACUGCGUUACCUCCGCCUUGCGAGGAAAUUGUCCAUGAACGAAAAGGCGGUUGGUUUUUAACGUACAAAAAGAUCCUCUCCUUCAUUGUCCUGUUCGUGAUCGUUGUGGUCGUCGCCGGUCUGAUCGGUUGGAAUCUCGGCACGAUGCCCAAAAGGAAAAUAUACGAUCCAUUAGCUCUUAUUGAGAACGAGGUGGAGGAAGGGGACGAUGUCGUUGUUGCCUCGAUAUCGCCUUACGUUCAUCCUUUGAGAUAUAAUCUUGAAUUGACGCUGUCGAACGACGUCAACGCGACAUCGAAGCUGAAGGGGCAAACCGUCAUCGAAUUUCGUGUAGACGACACAACCCCAUUAGAUAAAUUGUCUCUAAAUGCGAGAAACAUCACGGUGACGCGUUACAAGCUGUCGCUCAUGGAAGAGAACGGCGCGCGAGCAAAAAGGAGGCGUAGGAGACGCGCCGAGGAUGAUACGGGCGGCCAAGAGAACUCUGACAAUGCGACUACCAUUUUGGCCUCUGCCGUCACGUCGUCUUCGCAAUUGGAAAAUCAGGAAACAGUUGUUACGGAACAUCCUCCGGGAAAUGCGACCGUCUCGGGAAACGAAACUGCUUCCUCGACAAGUGAAAGCUUGUCGAUGCCCGAUGAGAAGACCACGGAAUCCGCGAACACGACGACAGAAUCUGAAUCGACUACGGUCACUUCCGGCGAUAGAAACGUAACCGACGUGAAGAUCGAACGAUACGAGGUGGAUGCUAAUAACGGAUUACAUGUGAUAUAUCCGGCCGUCGCCGUGAGCUCAGGAACGUACAGCUUGGAGAUCGAUUACGAGAUUUUGCUUGAUGGCAAAGCGAUUUAUUCCGCAGGCUUCAACGAGUCCCGUGAAGGAAGACCGGUAAUCGGGACGCGGUUGAAACCUAUGGGAGCUUCACAUCUUUUGCCUCUUUUCGAUGAUGUGAAUCUCAAGGCUAUCUUCUCGGUGUCCGUGAUACGUCCGCGUGAAACAAAAGUCCUAACGAACAUGCCUGUUAAUAUUUCCAAAGACAUAUCGGAUGAUCGGGUAAUCGACAUCUUCAGCGAUACUCCAUUGUUGUCGCCUUACAAUCUAGCUUUCGUAAUGGGCGAGAUCGGGUCAUUAGGCGAGACGAAAACGGGACUUGAUAACACGACAGGAGUGACUUUCUGGGGCGAUCCGAAGAGGCGAUCCCGAGGAAUUUACCUUCUCGACAAACUUGACCAAAUUGUUGUACGUUUUAACGAUAUAUUCUCGAUGCCUUAUCCGCUACCGAAAUUGGAUAUCUUUGCAUUACCGUCGCAAAUCGUCGAUAAUGCCGGAAACCUGGGAUUGAUAUCAUUAAAGCAAUCGCUCUUCUACGCCGCGGAUCGAUCUCCCAUGGUCACAAAGACGGACGCGUUAAGCGCUCUGAUAAGCCUGAUAGGAGAACAAUGGUUGGGCGGCGUCGUGAACAUGAAGAACUGGACGGACGUUUGGCUACUUGAAGGCACCACUCUUCACUUGCGACACGCGAUGAUCGAGAAGAUAGACUCAUCACUGGGCUCCAAUCUUGCCUUUCUCGCUAACGUACAAUGGGAUGCCAUGGAAGAAGAUAGUUACACCGUUUCAAAGCCUCUGCAAUCAAACGUCAAUCCUGCCUAUCUGGAUUUCUCGGAUGACAAUGCUCGACACAAAAAAGGUGCAUGCUUGAUUCGCAUGUUGCAUGGCGUGAUAAACGAUACCGCCUUUAGGAACGGCUACCGGAAAUUCAUAGCGAGGUGGAACUAUUCGACAGCAAACGUCAACGACUUCUGGGAAGCGAUGGCGGAAGAAACCAUAGGUUUACCCAUAGAAAUCACGUUGUCCGAGGCGAUGAAUUCUUGGACUUUGCAUCGCGGAUAUCCGAUUGUCAGCGUCCAGAGGAAAUACGAGGAAGGCACCGCCGUCAUUCGACAGCAAAGAUUUACGUAUGACCAAUCACCGUCUGACACUCAACCGACGUGGUACGUGCCGCUCGACUAUAUUAACAAAUCAAGCAAUGAUUGGUCAUCUCCGACAAAGACAUGGUUGCAUUCCGAAGAGGAAAUUGUAGUGCAUAAUGUUGGUGCUUAUGAUUCCUGGGUUGUGUUCAAUGUGAAUAAAACAGGUUAUUAUCGUGUGCACUAUGACGAGGAAAAUUGGAAGCUCCUGACGAAGGCUUUCGAGGAAAAUCACGAGGCCUUUCCGCCAGAAACUAGGGCGUCGCUCAUCGACGAUGCGCUUGGACUUGCCGCGGUCGGCUUGACGAAAUACGCGACCGCUUUUGACUUUAUUAAAUAUAUGCAAAUGAAAGAACGGCAUUACGCUCCCUGGGGUGCUUUGAUGCGUCACCUGUUCAAGUUAAACGGUCUUCUUUACGAGACGUCUGGUUUUAGCGAGUUUCAGGAAUUUACAUUAAGAUUUACUUCAAAACUGUACUCGGACGUGGGGUGGAAAAUCGAUGAGGGAUCUCGACUAACUUUGAUCGCUCUUACGAUAGCGUGCGCGUUUGAGAACUCGGAAUGCCUCGAGUGGGCCAGGAUUCAUUAUGAGAAACUGAGAGACCAUUCAGAUGCAGACGAAAUUGUACCAGCUUAUGCGCGUGAAAUACUGUACUGCAUGGUUGCUCGAUACGGCACGCGAAACGAGUGGAAUUUCUUCAUCGAGAAGGCAAAUUCCACUGCGGAUCGAGAUGAAAAGAAUCGUCUUUUAUCGGCGUUUGGAUGCUUUCAGACGCCAUGGAUUCUGCAAUCGAUACUUAGCGAGCUUCUCGAAGGAAAGAUGUACAACGAGGACGAGACGCAAAGGAUCUUAAGAAGUUUUCCGCAAAACCCAGUCGCUGCGGAAAUCGCCUCCAAGUUCGUCCAAAAUAAUUGGCAGGUUAUCGUCACAAGAUUCUCCAAAUCUCGUCGGAUCCUAAAAGCUUUCGCAUUGGCGAUGACGAACGGCUUGAUCAGCGAGGAAGACUUUGAAGAUUUUCAGACUUUCAGCGAGUCCAAUCUCGAAAGCAUAAAGAUCGUGGGAUAUAACAUGGCGAUGGUCGAGGCGCAUGCUAAAUUCGCGAUAAAGUGGUUAAAGGAAUCCUUGCCGGAAGUGCAGGAGUGGCUAACCGCGAACAAUUCCACGGAGGCAUCGAUAUGAAUAAUUGUGAGGUCUGUCGGGUGCAGAGAGCGGGAUGAAGAGGAAAUUACGUCCCCACCCCGCGCACCCUGUAAAAUCUAUCGAUUCGCCUUCGUCGUCGUGGCAGUCGGCACUCGCACGCAGAAAAGAACUGCGGAGGGAACUUUCUUUUCUACGACAACAAGUUUUUAUUUCUCCGUAUGCUUUUGUCAAGCAUGAUUACAAAACCAAGCAACAAGAAUCUCGUCCUUAUAUCGUGUUAGCCUUAGAACGACGGUCGUUAGUAUAAUCAGUUUAGUAGGUACAUAUUUAACAAACGAUAUACAUAAUAAUCGUAUCUAACGGUAAUUAUUCCAUUAUUAUUCCAAUGUUUUACCGUAAAACUCUCCCCGUUCUCGCUCACGCGAGAAGUGGCGCUCUAUUGCUAUACGGUACGCUCGUUUUACAACGCACUAUGUUAUCUCGUUUACAAUAAUCUAUCCGUACCGUCCUUUUACUCCUCCCUCGUCUUUAGCCUAAACUCGUUAAAUGCGUUUAAUAUUCGCAAGCUAUCAGAUACGCAGUUCAGGGGUUGGAAGCGAUGAUUUAUCGUCAGUUGGGACACUCGGGGCGUUAGAAAGUUAAACUGCCCGGCGAUUAAAGUCGAGGUCUCAAAGGCACCGCGAGGCCGUACCUCGCUCCUCGCGUGUGCUGUCCAGACCCCUUCGAGACGAAGUUAAAAUCGCGGAACUGCACAACGCCGAUUUCACACACCUCGGCGACGUCCAACCCACUUUUUACAAUGCAUUUAGCGCUAAAUGCGACUCUUCCUACGCCGUAUCCGCACGGUAACGCGAACGGUUCGCAAACAUGUACGUUUAACGCUAAAUACAGCCGCCUUUGUUUUUUUUUUUCACCUUAUAUCGAGUAACAUAUCCUCACACUUGGACAAGCUGCAGAGAUGAUAUUAAAAGAAUUGGACAGCCGCGUGUAACUGUGGCCGCACAGUUUUCAUCUAAUAUGUCUGCGUUAUGCGAGAAUUCUCUCGUAUCGAAUCCAGCGCACUUGGCGCCGAAGGCGCCAUUCAUCUGUUUGGAAAUAAAAUUUCUCGGUGUACGAGAACUUCAAAAAAUGUGUUUAUUUUCCGGUCUCUCACACGUUGCAGGGAUUAUUUUUGUGAAACGAGACGUACCCGCUUCUAACGAAGCAUGUGGAUUAUAUUGCAAGUGAA
Messenger RNA from Monomorium pharaonis (pharaoh ant), 5749 nucleotides. RefSeq names its product thyrotropin-releasing hormone-degrading ectoenzyme. The record is from RefSeq and is a predicted model, not a curated record. Gene Ontology annotation, molecular function: zinc ion binding; peptide binding; metalloaminopeptidase activity. Gene Ontology annotation, biological process: peptide catabolic process; proteolysis. Bases 1336 to 4560 code for a protein of 1074 amino acids. Lineage: Eukaryota; Metazoa; Arthropoda; Insecta; Hymenoptera; Formicidae. Gene Ontology annotation, cellular component: cytoplasm. The transcript is spliced from 17 exons.